Molecule: messenger RNA, 5759 nt
Organism: Phlebotomus argentipes
Lineage: Eukaryota; Metazoa; Arthropoda; Insecta; Diptera; Psychodidae
Gene: unc-13-4A
Product: BAI1-associated protein 3
Exons: 14
Coding region: 582-4373 (1263 amino acids)
Source: RefSeq, a predicted model, not a curated record
GCGAUACUGGCAUUCCGUUGUCGUGUUUUGUAUUUGUUCCUCCAAAUAUUUCCAAGUGACAUAAGUGGCGGAAUUGAUGGUGGAAAACGUUUAUCCUUUCUCGAAAAAUUGCAAUCCCUCUGUUGUUUAUCCGAUGCACAAGCCAGUGUACACGUUGUGACGCUUGUUUGAACAAUUUUAAUGAAUAUGGACAGUUGUGUAUGAACGCAGAAAGAGAACUUCCAUUAUUGGAGCUUUUCCCAACCCACUCACUGUCUGUGUAUACAUUGUGUGUACAUUGGGGCUGAGCGGAAAAAAAGUGUCACUGAGCAGCAUAUUAAAAAAACAGAGACUAAAUUUUUUCAAUGAUUUUAUCGCCGCGUUUGCUGAAUUAUCCAUUGAAGUGACUUUUUGCUUUUUUUUCUAAAUUUCUGUGAUUAGGGAAUUUGGCUGGAUAUUUUCGAGAGAAUGAACAGCACAUUUCUUUAAGGCGACUUGUACAGCUGUCGAGAGUUACUGAACGCUGAGAGUCCCGAAGUUCCUUACUACUAAGGAGCGAGCAGGAGGAAUUUGGUGACGUCGGAGAGUGUGAGAAAUUCGAUAUGAGUUUCUUCAGUUCACUUCAGCAGUAUGUGACGAGCGGUGUGGCGGGAUUAGGACUGAGUCCACGGAGAUUCUCAAUGUCACGUCAAGAAUCGACCGAAGCACCGCAAGACAAGGGAAACAAUUCACAUGUUCAUGGCUUCCCGAAAGUGGUGCCACAGCCAGGAGCUGCAACUCCACCGGCUCAGGCUGGCGGACAAUCCUCAUCGAGGCGCCAAUCGAGGAAUCUCGAGUGCCUUGCCCCACCGCGAACUGGGUCAUUUCGCCAGAGAAAUUCGCCAGUUCACACCACUCCGCCGGAUCGGCCGCCGCUGGUCUUCUGCCGACGGAGACUGUCAUGGCCUGAAAUUGAUUCUCGAUCCACUUCCGGAGUUCAGGAGACAGAUGGUUCCUAUUUUGAGAGCUUCACCGCUCUGGCAUGGAAGAGGGAGAAUCGUCGUUUGUCAUCUAUGCGAGCUGCCGAGGCGAGGGCGGAGACGCUUCCGGAACACGAGAAGGAUCUGCGCGAGGCGCACGUGGACGAAGAGGCCAAUCGGCCGGAGCACAGGGAGCAGCUUUAUGUCGAUGUGCUGUACACUAUUGCCAAUACAGUGGGCGCUCCGGCUCCAGGAGGGCAGUUUGCCCACUACAAGGAGGAGAUGUAUCUGCAGGCCCAGAGGGCAUUUGGCGUCUCGCCAGACCGCCACUAUCGACUGCUCCAUGCGGCCGCCGAGGAGAAACCCAAAAUUGUGGUGCUAUCAGUUGUGGUGCAAGAGGCCGAAGGUCUCGAGGCGAAGGAUGCCAAUGGCUUCAGUGAUCCCUAUUGCAUGCUGGGAAUCCAACCGUGCGGAGCCCCAGUGUCACCCCAACCGCCGCCGUUAACUCCGAGGACUCUGUCAGAGGCGGGCAUGGAUAAUAAUUUGGAUUCGCCGCAUGGAGAUAAGUUGCGGAAGCAUCACAGCUUCAGGCUGAGUUUUAAGAGGAAAGAGGGCUCCAGGCGUGACCAGCGAGAUUCGCUGAGCGGACCAGUGCCAGCCAAAUUUAUUCGCGCCACUUCCAUAAAGCCUCAUACACUUUGUCCGAAGUGGAAUGAGAAGUUUAAAUUUGACAUCGAUGACCUGAAUACUGAUGUCUUCCACCUGGACAUUUGGGACCAUGACGAUGAGAGUUGCGUCCUGGACGCCGUCUCGAGGCUCAAUGAAGUACGUGGCGUUCGUGGCCUGGGCAGAUUCUUCAAGCAAGUCUGUCAGUCUGCGCGUCAGGGAUCCCAGGAUGAUUUUCUGGGCUGUGUCAAUUUUCCCGUGGCGGAUGUUCCCUCCACGGGACUCGAGGGGUGGUUCAAGCUGGAGGCACGAAGCCAGAGGAGCACCGUUCAGGGGCGAAUCAAGCUGAAGAUGUGGCUGUCCACGCGAGAGGAUCGAGGCACAUCGGAGGAGGACAGCUUUGUGGAGGUGCGAAAGCUCGAGAGACUCCACACGGUGUUCAUGUCCCACGAACUGGCCACGCAUGAGCCCACAUGGACGUGGAGUGGAGAACUUCCUGGGCCAGCGCUGACGAUUCUCCAUCAGAUGGCCGUGCAGGGAGAUUUGUCGGAUUUGCAGUGCAGCUUGGCAAGAUAUGUGGCGGCGGUGAAGCUCAAUCGACGCACUCCAAUCGACCCUAAGUUUCUGCACAGAUUGCUCGUGGACUCGGACAAGCUGUGGAAUCAGCCUGGCCAGGAAGCUCUCACACGUGAUGGAGAUCAGUGGCUGGCCGACGCCAUGACGGGCUUUGUGGAGAAGUCUUUGAAUCAAAUCCGGCGACAUCGAGAGGUGUUUCCAGCUCUUCAUCCGCCAUCGCUGGUGCGCCUGGAAUUCCUUCUGCGAUGCCUUGGCUUGCUGGGCUCCAUGAAGGCCUUUCGACAGGUUUGCCCCUUCAAUAAGGGUGUUCGCGGUGAGAUUGUAGCUUCGCUGCGCAAGGGCUCCAUUCAGUGGGCUCAGCAUGGAUUGAGAGAGGCGCAGCGGAGUGGGAAUCCCAUGGUUCACUUCACCUCCACCCUGAUUGCUGAUCUUCAGCUUGGUCUCACUUACUACCACGCGCCCUUCGACAACACAAAUGGGAUUCAGUACUUCAGCAUCAUCUACAAACAAUUCGACGCAAUGCUGGCCGAGGAGGUGACAUCGAGGAUGGAAACGGGACAGAUGCCAGGGACAUCAUUGAAUCACUGGACACUGCUUGAGGGCGACAAGGAGCCCGCCGACACGCGACCAUUCGAGCUCUAUCUUGCCUUACAGGAAUUCUCAUCACUGAAGCAACACCUCUCGGUGAUGCCUCAGCCGCCUGAGAAGCAAUUGUCUCUGCAGAACUUCCAUGAAUGGUUCGAAGGUGCUGUUCAGCGCUGGCUGAGCGUCAGCAAAGCACGCGCCUUGAAUCGCGUCCGGGCAUCCAUUCAGCUGGAUCAGAUCUGCGAAGGAGAGCGAAUUGUGCGGCACAGCACAUCCUCAGUGGACACUGCCUCGUGCUUUUAUCAGUUGCGCGAAUUCUGGGGCUUGCUUAUGUGGCCGGACUUGAACACUGGGGCGCACUUUGAGGCUCAACUCGUGGAUGCCGCAUGCGCUUCGGCUGUCCACUAUGGCGAUCUCAUUCAUCAGGCGCUCGCGGAUGGCGGAUACUAUGAACAGUCGGGACCAUUUCGCACAUCGGACGACAUGUGCGUGACUGUGAACAAUUUGGAGUACGUGCGCCGCUCCCUGUCUGAAUUCCGGUCAGACGGCGGAACUCUGCCGGAGAGUACGGACGCCUUGCUGGAGUCGAGCUUGCAACAACUGGAGACGAGGGCGGAGAGAGUACUGGGGCGUCUGGGUGCGCUGAUGCAGGGCCCUCUGCAGAAGGCGGUGUUCCAUUUGGCCUGGUCUCCGGACACUCUGCCGACGAAUCAGGCCAUUGUGCCACUGCUGGAGUACUUGGACGUUCACCUCUCGGCUCUAAACAGCGCUCUGCUGACCAAGAACUUCAAUCGAGCUCUGACAAUCGUGUGGAACACCGUUCUGGGUGAGCUUGCGCGCCAGAUGGACACUGGUGGAGAUGGUGAUCGUCCCAGAGUGUUCCACGACCGUCUCUACGAGGCUCUGCACCUGCUCGUGGACUUCUUCAAUGCCGAGGGCCUCGGAUUGCACAUCGAUGUGCUCCACUGCGAUGGAUAUUGGCGCGUGGAGCAGCGCUUGCAGUAUCACAAGACAGACACUGACCAUCUCAUGGAUCUGUUCCACAUGCAGCGCCUUCAGGAGCAGCUCACCGCCACUUGUCCUGGUCCUUAUGGCAUCCUAGCCGUGAGAGCUUACUUUAAUCACGAUUCCCUGUGCGUGGAAGUUCUCCACGCCAGAGACAUCAUUCCGCUUGAUCCCAAUGGCUUCAGUGAUCCCUUCGUUAUCCUGGAACUCCUACCGAGGAGAGUGUUUUGCCACUGCACUGAGCAGCAAACCAAUGUUCACAAGAAAACCCUCAAUCCCAUCUUUGACGAGUGUUUUGAGUUCUCCGUAACGCUGGAGCAGUGCAUGUCCGAGGGCGCAAUGAUUGCAUUCACAGUCAUGGAUCACGAUGUGCUGACGGCAAAUGACUUCGCUGGAGAGGCUUUCCUGGCGCUGGGAAAUAUUCCCGGGGUCGCUGAUUACAGCACAAGUGUGGAGAAUUUCCACGGGCUGAAGCACGUGGAUUUGCCAUUGAUGCAGCAACACGAUAAGAAUCAUCCAAUUCUGCAGAUUCUGGAGUCGAGAAUUGGGGACAAACAGGCCGUGGAUUUCGUGAGGAAGCAGAAGGCGCGAUUGGCGGCGUAAUUCUUCAUCUCCAGCCCCCGAUGAGUUGGUGUCUUUGGCGAAGAAGCCCGGAAGGACGAGUGAGGAGAUGAAAAAAAAAACUGGGAGAGCACAUGAGAAAAGCUCUCCAUCAAAGGGGAAAAGCCGCUUAAAGAACUUCCCAUUGGCUUCAGCUUAUAAAUAUUGUGGGAAAAUGCUAAAAUAUUUACUGACUCUGCCUUCAACUUCUUCCCAAAUGCCACACUUCCCUGCUUCCAUGCCUUGAUGGCGUGUUUUCUAUAUUUAAACAACUGCAAAAGGAAUAUUCAAAAGUCCACUUUUACUACAGAGGGCGAAUUUCUUAUAUUGACGAUAUGAUGAAGAAAAAAAAAACAAACCAAAGACUAUCGAAAUGAGGAUUAAAAUGUCUUGCCUUCUCAAUUGAUAACUUUUAGCUCUAUAUUUGUGUGAUGCAAACCGUGCAGACUUCAAAACAUUGUGGAAGGCCAAAAGAAAACCUGUAAAUUUGUAUGAACUUUCUCUUCGGAAUCUAAUUAGCGCACAUGCUCUAGAAUUACAAAUUCAUUGGACAUACACAAGAGGCAACAGUGGAGAAGACACACACUUUUUGCUAUCGAAAAUUCUACCUAAUAUCAUCUACGGAUAUUUUCUUAUGAUAGAAAUCUAUGAGAGAGAAGUGGAAAUCACUAAAUAUAAUAGAAAAUAUUUGAGGGAUUAACAAAAGAUAAAGGAAUCAAUUACUAAUUAAUAUAUUGUACAAUUUAAGUAGAAUGGAUAAGAAUAUUUAUCUCCGCUCCGUCGAGUCGAGCUUAAAAUCCAACUAUCUUGCGGCCCUUCUGUUUGUAAUAAUCUUUUUUCGUGAACAUGAGAAGAUGUGACGCUAUUUUAGUCAGAAAAAAAAGAUAUGCAAUUUUUGGACGUGACACACUUUUACGAGCACACAAAUUCUAUACACUUUUUACAACACCAUACUGUUCUUAUGGGGCAAAACAGCACAACAUUGCAUUUUAUUUUUCGAAAAACUGUAUGAGCAGAAAAAUGAAAAGAAGACGUCUUUAUCUUCCAGCAGCAUUAACUUAUGUUUCUUGAAAACUCCAGCAAAAUGCAUCACUUUUAUCUCGAAGAGUUUUUGUAAAGUCUCGUAUUUUUUUAAUCUUAUAUACAUAACGUACAUAACAUAUUUUUCCUCCAAUGAAAGUGUAAUUAUUGUAAUCAAAAUAUUAUCUGAAAGAUACGAGAUCAUAAGAAAAAGAAAAAAAAAAUCAUAAGUUAGAGGCAAACUUUCAGCUGAAAAAUGGAAUCAAUUACUAAGUGUGUAAAAGAAUUAAUAACUUGUUGGGUAGUUGAAUGGCGGGGGGAAUGAGAAUGCUGGUUAUGAAAUUUGAAAUAAAUAUGGACAGAAAUGAA